Nerophis lumbriciformis (worm pipefish) is the source of this 2649-nucleotide messenger RNA. The record is from RefSeq and is a predicted model, not a curated record. NCBI's taxonomy places the organism in Eukaryota, Metazoa, Chordata, Actinopteri, Syngnathiformes, Syngnathidae.
AUGGCCAGCAAGAGGAAAUCCACCGUGCCCUGCAUGAUACCAUCCAAAUCCAAACAUGUGCGCGAGGAAAUUAUCCUGGGCUCGCUGCCAGAACUCCUACCGACAAUCCCGGAAGACGGCAUACUCAGCAUCUCUGGAGAAGAGUCUGGCCAUGUCUCUCAUAGCUCAUCCAAAUCUGAAUGUGGCAGCGAGGUACAGAAAGGAGGUACAUACAGUUGUCCGCCGUGCUCUUUUGAGUCCAGAGAUUUAAACUACUUUUUAGAUCACAUGCACAACUGCCACUUAGACUUCAGGGCCCAGCCCACUUUCUACUGCCUGAACUGUGGGAUCUCCGUUGUUCGCUUUGAGGCUCUGGCCCUGCAUAAUGCCAAGACUCAUCCUAAGAUCAUGGAGGGCUUAAUGACCGCCUCUCUGAGUGUCAACAACAGAGAUGGAAUCACAACAGUGGAGCAAAGCCUCUUCACGGACAAUGGAGACCACUACCGAGAAUCUGGAAUCUCCCUUAGCAAAACCCCCAUUGCAAAGAUGAUCAGAGCCAAGGGAGAGCACAAAAAGAUUGUAGUAUCGCAUACCGUGGAAGUAUUGAAGAAAGCUAGUGGGAAAGAUGUCGACCCCAGCAUGCUGACAAAUGUGCCUGAACUCCAAAACGGGGCUCUCAGUGUUUCUGGCGCCCAAGCUAUGCCGAGGACAGCUGUAAGUCACGUGAUCGCGACAACAGUGUCCAACCAAGUCUUUCACCAGCACACUCCCUCCCUGUACUCCCCCCCUUCCUCCGAUUCCAAUAAAGACCUUCCAAAGGUAAUGAUCCCUCUUAGCAGCAUCCCCACCUACGAUGCCGCUAUGGACACCAGCAGCUUUCUUAAGACAUCCUUUGGCAAGUUCCCCUACCCGACCAAAGCGGAGCUCUGCUACCUGACAGUGGUGUCAGAGUUCCCCGAAGAGCAGAUCAAACUGUGGUUUACUGCCCAAAGACUCAAGCAGGGCAUAAGCUGGUCUCCGGAGGAAAUCGAAGAGGCCAGGAGGAAGAUGUUCAACACAGUGUUCCAGGGCGGCGCGCCCCAAAAGCAACCCGCGACGCAGCGUCAUGUCAAUCACAUUGUUACUCACCACACCGUAACAGCCCCUUCAGGUUCAAAAGGACCAAACUUUCCCAUGGCUGAAGUCCCCUACGGCGGUGGAAGAACCAGACCUGUGGGAGUAAUGGCCAAGCAGGCCAGCAUGUCGUCUAAUCCCCACGUGACGAGGGUCUCGUAUUCGACUCCGCUGCUUUCUCAGAAGGUUCCGUCUUUAGUCAGAACAACACAGACGCUGACCAAGAACAUUCAACCAGCUGCAGAGCCAGAGAAGAGCAGCAACGGCCUCGGCGCGGACGCGGCAGCUGGAUGCAGCCGCAGCAGCAGUAGCAGCAGUACCUGCAGCAGUAGCAGCAGCAUCACCAGUGUCACCGGAUAUUCCAGCAGCAGUAUCAGUGGUGAGGCCGUCGCCCGCAAAACCGUGAACAACAGCAGCCCGACUAACGGCAUCCACAACUUCGCUGCCUGCGCCACAAAUAUUAGCAAUAACGAUUUGCACUACGUCAAUCCCCCCAAUGAAAAGAUGCGCAACAGUUUACUGACAGGAUCGGAAGGUUUAAACAGUCACGGCGCCCUAGAAAACACCAGCAACAUCAAUCAUAACAAUCAUAACAGCGUCGUAAUCAGUCCUCAAGAGCACGCAGACACCUUGAGGAAGGACAAGCAACGCAGCAUUCAGAGCACCAACAGCAGUAUUACCGAUGAACACGCUGCCUCGAAAGACAAUGUUCCCCACCUGAACCACGCCAGCACUUCCCCCACUGAAAGCACCACCAGCACCACCGUCAUUACAAAAAGUAGUUCAUCUGUGAUGGAUGAGGGCAAACGCAACAAGGAGUUGAGCAUAAAAGGCAUGUCAAUCUUGCAGCAACUCAUCAAGGAGGACGACCUUUUUACUGGAGACAGAAGUUCAGAACAGAAAAUGGAACCCAUCAAGAUCAACUUCAAAAGGCUGAAAAUGAACGAAAGCGAGAGCAUAUCAGAGAUGGCGCGUCAAGAACACAAAGCGGAGAUAGGCGAAGGAUCCUUCUCACUUCCCUGGGCCGCCAACAAGAACGCCCGGCAGCUGCGCAUCCUUCGCCAGGCGUUCUCCAGCGCACGCUGGCCCAACAGUCAGCAAUACGAAGAGUUAAGCAGACAGACUGGCCUCCCCAAGUCUGAGGUGGUACGCUGGUUCAGCGACAGCCGCCAUAGCCACAAGAAUGGACAACUCAAGUGGCUGGAGACCUACCUGCGACCAGCUCUGGAUGCAGAGGAAGCGGGCGGUAGAUUAGACGCCGAAGCCAAAUCGCAGCAGGACCAGUCGGUUGCCGCAGUGAAACAUUCGGAGCAAGACGUGAACAAAGCCCUGGAAGAAGAAGGAAAAAGAAACACUGACCAACCGCUUCAAUGGCAGGAUUUAACCUCACCACUGCGAGGUCUGGUGGCGACUGAGGGAAGUGGCGAGCUCAUCAAUGCUGAGACCUCCACGAAGCCGGGAGUCUUGAAGGACGCCUGGCCGGAAAGAGACCAUCAGCAGCUAACUGCUAGCCAGCCACUUAUUGAACAACCCAACGAUGCCAAUCAGACCAGGUGA